Molecule: messenger RNA, 1359 nt
Organism: Vicia faba (fava bean)
Lineage: Eukaryota; Viridiplantae; Streptophyta; Magnoliopsida; Fabales; Fabaceae
Source: the annotation of a GenBank genome assembly
AUGAAGAGAAACAUAAAUUUUUCUCUAAUUUUUUUCCUGUCUUUGUUAUUGUUUACUUUUGUCACCUUCUCUGUGGAUGCAAGGAAGACUAACAUGAAGAAAAAACUUCACAAACAUCACAAAGACUCACAUCCUCAUCCAACACAAGUAAACACUUAUGAUAUUAUGUCUUUUGGUGCAAAGGGCAAUGGAGUUUUUGAUGAUUCAAAGGCAUUUUUAGCUGCAUGGAAAUCUGCAUGCAAAGUUGUUGGUGCCACAAUAAAAGUUCCUGAAAAAUUCAAGUACCUCAUUAAGGCCAUUACUCUACAAGGCCCUUGUAUGCCUAAUCUUACUCUUCAGAUAGAUGGAACAAUAUUGGCUCCUCCUGAAGUAACUUCAUGGCCAAAACCUAGUUUGUUUCAAUGGAUAAAUUUCAAAUGGGUGCAAAACUUCACUAUCAAAGGCUAUGGAACUAUUGAUGGUCAAGGCUUUAACUGGUGGAACAACUCAGAACUUUCUGAUAUACAGAAAACUCACUCUAAACAAAUUCCAAGUAUGAAGCCAACGGCUAUAAGAUUCUACUCUAGUAACCUUAUAAGGGUUAGAGAUAUCAAAAUAAUAAACAGUCCUCUAUGCCAUCUAAAAUUUGAUAACUCAAAUGGAAUCAAAGUUGAUAACAUUACAAUAUCUUCUCCUCAAAGUAGCCCAAAUACUGAUGGAAUUCACCUGCAAAACACACAUGAUGUAGAAAUUCAACAUUCUAAUAUCGGAACCGGUGAUGACUGUGUGUCCAUACAGACCGGUUGUUCUAAUGUUCAUGUCCACCACAUAAAAUGUGGCCCUGGUCAUGGCAUAAGUUUAGGAGGAUUAGGAAAAGACAAAAGUUUGGCAUGCGUCUCUGACAUCAUUGUUGAGGACAUUGCAAUGAAAAAUACUCUAUAUGGAGCAAGGAUCAAAACAUGGCAGGGAGGAAAUGGCAUGGUUAAAAAUGUAACAUUUUCAAGGAUCAAAGUGCAUGAUGUUAUGUAUCCAAUAAUGAUAGACCAAUAUUAUUGUGACAAACAAACAUGCAAGAACCAAACAGGAACAGUGAUGAUUUCUGGUGUUAAAUUUGAUCAAAUAAGUGGUACCUAUGCAAUGCAACCAGUUCAUCUAGCUUGCAGCAAUUCCAUACCAUGCACAGAUGUUGAUUUAACUGAUAUUCAGUUAAGGCCUUCCACUAAAUAUAGAGGCUAUGAACAAGCUAUGUGUUGGAACUCUUAUGGAAAAUCACAAGGUGAAUUGGUGCCUUCAAGUAUUGAUUAUUGUUUGAGAAGUGGUGGUGGGUUAAUCAAGAGGAUAGCAAAGUCACGUGAUAGUGUGUGUUAUAAGUUGUUGUAG